ACACCACAGGAAACGGAUGUGUGUAAAUUGAGCGUAACAGUCGAAGUUUGUAAUAGCUAAAUUUUUGAGUUAGCUUUUGUUUUGUACAUGCUUUUUGACGGAUGGCGACGUCUGUUUAGUUACAUAUCGAUUGGAUUAAUAUAUAUAUAUUAGAAUGACCAAAGAAAAGCGACACAGAAGAAGGGAAUCUCCGGAGCGGGAGCCUAAAGUUAAGAUAAAGCAGGAGCAAGUGAGCCCUGUUAGGCCACAGAGAUCACGCCGCUCCAGAUCGAGAUCCAGCGGCACCUCAAGUCCACAGAGGAGAAGAACCAGCAGAUCACCCGCCAGGACAAGAGACCGUUCACCAGGUAGAAGAGAGCCAUCUCCCGUCAGACGAGGUAGCAAAUCUCCCGUCAGACGAGGCAGCAAAUCUCCCGUCAGACGAGGCAGCAGAUCACCCAGAAACAGUGGCACUCCUCCCCAACGUAGUGCUGAUGUCAACAUAAAGCGGGAGCGGGAAGAGCAACGGGCUAGUGGUGAUGAGCGGAGGAGAAGAAACGAGCAGCCAGAAGAGAGGCGGAGCAGGUGGGAAUCAGACAGACCAGACAGACCGCGGGAGAGAGACCGCGGCAGAGACCGACACCGAGAGCGAGACGCACUUGCCUCCCAACAAGAUGAGAGGCAGCAGCACGACGAGCGGCGCAGAGAAAACCGCCAGCGGCGCGAAGAAAACCAAGAACAGGAUUUUGGACCGUCUGAAGGAGGGAUCGACGACCCAAAUGACCCACCCGCUGACAAAGAGAAGCCCAACUUUGCACUGUCGGGGGCUCUCACAGAAGAUACAAACACAUUCCGGGGGGUUGUGAUCAAGUACAAUGAGCCACCCGAGGCUCGCAUACCCAAGCGGAGAUGGCGUCUGUACCCUUUCAAGAAUGAUGAACCCCUUCCAGUCAUGUACAUUCACAGACAGAGUGCCUAUUUGUUGGGGCGGCAGAGAAAAAUUGCUGAUAUCCCCAUUGACCACCCAUCCUGCUCCAAGCAACAUGCAGUGUUUCAGUACAGACUGAUGGCGUUUACACGCGCAGACGGCACCGGUGGCCGCCGGGUAAGGCCUUACAUCAUCGACCUGGGUUCCGGCAACGGCACCUACCUGAACAACCAGCGCAUCGAAGCUCAGCGCUAUUACGAGCUCAAAGAAAAAGACGUUAUCAAGUUUGGCUUCAGCAGCCGCGAGUACGUCCUCCUGCACGAGUUCUCAGACACAAGCGAGGUGGACGUCAAGGGGGAGGAGGAGGAGGAGGACGAUGAGGGCCUUGAUGCGUAAAUUGUUCCCAUCAAUAGUAUUGUCCGGGUUUAUUAAGGUUGAUAAACAUCACCAUCAAUGUUCAAUAAAUGGCCGUUUCUGCAGGGAAGGGAGCGAUUAAUGGAUGUGGUAAAUGUGGGACUUUAUUACAAUAAUGGAACAACGCUGGUUUGUAUAUUCUGUAAUUACCGAACUGUUGCUUAAACCUGCCACAACUGUCUCAAAGAAGACUUCCUAUUCUCAGGUUGUUUGUGUAAUGUCUGUGUGACGCAUGACUGAUCUCACAUCUGACAGUGCUCUCUAUACAAAGUGCUCGGUGCCAGAUAAAGAUUCUUGCUAAAUACAAUAGUUAAUUAUAUAUUUUUGGAUCACAGCACUCAGUACAAAGUUUAGCAGAAGACUAAUCUCUCGUCUAUGUUCAGGCUGUAUAUGUCGAUGUACGAUACGUGGAAUGUGAACUCUAGAUUCAUGUUAAAUAAGCGUUGCUUAUUGUCAGAGUAAAAAACAUUACAGACAUACAACUUGUAAUGGUAUUGCCUUUUCUUUUCUUUUUUUGCUUUGUAGCGCAGGGGAAAACUAGUGGAUGCGUUUAUGUUUCCUUGCUCCAAUGCUGUGUAUUUACAUACUUCCCAUUUUUAUUUUUUGUCUAUUCUGAAGCCGACAGCAUUCAUAGUAAAUUUCCAUCUAUGUACUUUAAAUAAAGACCGUCAAAAUUUG
Messenger RNA from Cottoperca gobio, 1999 nucleotides. RefSeq names its product Smad nuclear interacting protein (gene snip1). Gene Ontology annotation, molecular function: protein binding. The coding region runs from base 155 to 1303 and encodes 382 amino acids. The record is from RefSeq and is a predicted model, not a curated record. NCBI's taxonomy places the organism in Eukaryota, Metazoa, Chordata, Actinopteri, Perciformes, Bovichtidae. The transcript is spliced from 4 exons.